AUGGAUUUUAGUAUAGAAGAGCUUAGUAUAAUAGCAUUGCUUUUGGACGAGGACGAAAAGAAGGAAAAAAGAAGACACUGGGUUCAUCCCAUAUGGAAGUUUCGAGACACCGAAGGAGAAUUUGCAACAUUGUAUAGAGGAUUGGUGGACCACGAAUUCAAAUUUUAUGAAUAUUUUAGAAUGAGCCAAAAUGCAUUUUGUGAUUUGCUAACAAAAGUGGAGAAGUAUAAAAAAAAAGACACAUGCUGGAGACGGGCUAUUUUUGCAAGAGAAAGACUGGCGGUUUGUUUGAGGCAAGUGUUUGUAAUUUAUAAAUAA
Macrosiphum euphorbiae (potato aphid) is the source of this 318-nucleotide messenger RNA. Lineage: Eukaryota; Metazoa; Arthropoda; Insecta; Hemiptera; Aphididae. The record is from the annotation of a GenBank genome assembly.